GUUACGCCAUGUAAACCAGUUCUGUAACAGAUAAUUUUUGCAGCGCCACGAUUUGUUGUGAAUUGUUCUCAACGCUCAGACUAAUGUAAUUUUUGCUGUAGUAACUGACACAUCCGCAGGGGCAAUUUAGAAAGGAAAUAUCACCGUGGAAUUAUAGAUGCGAAACUUUGAGAUUAUAUAAUUUUUGUCAAACUACAGCUUUGAGUUAAAGAUUGUCUCCUAUGUGGUUUUCUGCCCAGGGUAACAAUGAUGGGUCUAAAUUCUGAAGAACAGAAACUGGAAAUAGAUCUGAAGAGCAAAUCUGAUCGUGUCCGGAGAAACUUAUUUGGUCCCGUUGAUCACGAGCAGCUACAGCAAGAUUUUCAACAUUUACUGCGGGCAAAUAUUGAAGCUGCCGAACAAAGGUGGAAUUAUGACUUCAGUAAGGAAAUUCCAGCAGAAGGAACCCUUGAAUGGGAAGAACUGAAAUGUCAAGAUGUCCCAGCUUUUUACAGGAGCCGUGUUAUCAGCAAAGCAAAACACUUGUGUGGACUGCAGGAAGCUUGCGUAAGGAGUAGCUCCGAUCAGCCAGCGCCUCCGAGCAAGGAAAUAGAAACUCAGGUGACUCCUGAGCCAAAAAGAAAAAGGCAGACCUGCAUAACAGAUUAUUAUCCUGCAAAGAAGAGGUGCACACAUCGAGUCCGUCACAGCAGAAGAAAGUAGUAAUCCAGGAGAGAAAAUGGAGAGGUUACAAAAGAACUGAACAUAAUCUGUGGAUUCCUAAAGAAAUUGUAGCCUGAAGGUUUCUUAUUAAACCACAGAUUAUCUAUGAAUUUUGUUAAACUAAUUAAGUAUAAUUGUUUACAGAUUAUUUUAAACAAGAGAAAGGUUUGCCAGUGGGUUGACACUCACUUCAUUGAAGGCCAUUCUGAGUGGGAUUUUCUUUUGCUGGAUUUCUUUUGCAUGCUACAAAUUAAGUCUAAAAUUCAUUGUGUUUUUGGACAAAAUCAAAUUCUGACUUCUUGUCACUCUUUCUGGCAAAAAAAUAAUUUCCAUCUCUUCCACACCAUAAGGACUUUGUGCACAAAAUGAAUUUCAGCAGCAGCUUCUUCAUUGCAAAUAUCUGCAAAUAAUCUGAACUUUAUUUGUUCUUAUUUUAAAACUAUCCUCUUUUGCAGUACUCUGAUUUAGCCUCUACCUUUACAUAAAGAAAGCACAGCGUACUGCACAGCAGUGGUACGUUGAGAGGUCAUGAUGCUGACAUUGUCGACAAUACGGUCAGAUUACAGGCUUCGGAUCAUUAGCCAAAGAUGAGUAAUCUCCAGCACCAUUGCUUUGAAAUGAAAAUGAAAAAAGCUAAGGCUGCCCUAGAUAAUCUUGAAACCUGCUUGAUUCAGCAGUACAAGGAUACAGACCAUAUACAAGUUUGAAUAGAUCAGAAAUCCUGGAAGAAUUUGGAAAUAAAUAUGCAAUUUUCACUGGAGCAUAGAAGCUAACUGGCUAGGCAACUCUUCUAUCAUCCCUGUCCUCCAGUAGUGUUGGAGUCCAGUCCUUUUACAGAGACUUGCAUCAAGGCUUGAUGUUAUUUUAAUAUCUACUUUGUUUAAAUCUGUGUGGACAUUACUGCUUUUUUUCAUAUUUAGGUUUCUCCCAAUCUCUUCACUCCUAAAAAAACACGACAACUGUAAUGAGGAGUGGGAUAUUUUGGAGAAUGGAAAGUGCCGUGAACAUUCUGGUAUAUUAAUUGUUAACCAGACACAGACAUAAAAACAGGAAUUAUCCCAUUUUAGCAGGGGCGCUACCAAUUUCUUACUCCAGAACUGCUCUCACCUUGCUCAGCUGAAGAGAACAUGAGAAUUCACAUCUUCCAUGUAAAGCAAUGGUUAAUUAUAUUUAAGAUGACUAAUUUGACAUAAAAAAUGUGGAGCUUAAUGAAAGGAAACACAAUGUUAGAAGUUAUAACGAUCAAAACUACAUAAAGACUCAUGGAAUCAUGCAGCACAGAUAUGGGCCCUCCAGCCCACUGAGUCAGCACUGAUCAUCAAGCUCCCAUCUUUACACUGAUACCAUUUUUUUCUCCCCACAUUCCCAACAACUCCUCACAGAUUCUACCACUAAUCAACACAGAGAGAACAUACAAACCCCACGCAGAGCGACAGAGGUGAGGAUUGAACUUGGGUUACUGAAGCUACGAGACAGCAGCUCUACUGUACUUCCUAGUUCCAGAUUAGUCUUCAUCCUUACACUGUGGAUUUCUAAAUAUUUAUGUAAUUCCAGACGGACAUUCAGCAUAAAAAAGUCUAUGCCAGAUAUCUAGAAGCAAAAUGGGAGAGGAAAAAAACUCUACUUUCCUUUAUUUCCCUUUCCAUCUAGUUUGCAAUAAUAAUACCAGCUAAUCUUAACCAGAGAGGAAUACACUUGUUACCAUGAUUUAACUUCCUCCUCUAACUUCUUCCAUCCCCAUAACCUUAUCGUCCCGUAAUCAAAAGAUCUAUGACCUGAUACCUCAAACACUUCUUCAUUGUGCUUUUAAUUUUAGUCAAUUAAAGCAGAAUUAACUUUUGCUCAUCUGAUUACAGUGAAAUGCAAAAGACCGGGUUCUCUUCACACGUUUUCCCACACCAGUGUAUUAGUGAAGAGACCCAUUUUUCUGAGUUCAGUUCAAAUAGCAGAAUAAUAUUAACCAUAUAAGUAAUUUCUAUAAGUGAGAUUUAAAUUAUUGCAUUAUGGUUAAAUUAAUUUUCAGUUAUUAGAUCAUAUGGCAGAACAGAGUAAAAUAAAUCAAAUAACAUGACAAUCGUGAGAGAUAUUUUGAUAGCUGUAAUAGCUGCUGUCAGUAGAAGACAUAUGAGGCUCCGUUCUUAAUAAAGGGUUAUCAGUGCCACUGGAAUUAGUGAGUGAGUUCCAAAGGAAAAGCAGAAUGAGUUAACUACUAUGUGCACUGAUUAGUGUGCAAUGUGGCCAUAGAACCAAGAAACUCUCUGGUUUGAUUCAUGAUUUAUGCUCCUGGCACCUGAUAGCUCAAGAAAACCCAUGUCUUUCCUUUAAAAGUAGCCUCUAUUCCCAAGUUCUCCCCAUCCACCCAAAAGCAUCCCCUUCCACAGAGGCUUUUUGACACCUCACUGAAAUGACCAUUUAUGAACCUAAGAAAGCAUUAUCAGGCUAUUCAAGGAUGUUUAGCUGACAACCGAAACCACCCCUUCCUUCAUCCAGUGUCCACUUAUCAGGUUUAAAAGACAGUUGGACAAGUACAUGAAUAGGAAAGGUUUAGAAGGCUAUGGGCCAAACGCUGGCAAAUGGGACUAGCUGAGACGGGCAUCUUGGUCGGCAUGGGCCAGUUGGGCCAACGGGCCUGUUUCUGUGCUGUAUGACUCUAUGAUUCUUCACUGACUGAGGAUAAGAACCUUCACUUUUUUUAUCAUUUCCACUUACAAGUAACUAGCUCGUCACCACUUUCAGUCGAUUUAGAACAAUUGUGACCUUGUGUCUCAAUAUAAUAUGGCUGUACAUAUACCCACUAAACUGCUGAGAGAUUUUUAAAAAUUGUAUGUGUUAUAUUUCAUGCUAUUAUUAAGACUAAAAGAGACUUUCCUGUUUUCUUAUAGAUUAGCGGGUUAUUCUUUAUCUUACUAUUGAGCGGUGAGGAUAUGUAGAAACAUCAACACCCUAUUGGUGCAGCUGAACAGCAACUAAACAGAAAAAUGUUGGUCUCUUUUUCAAUAUUGAAUAAAUAUA
Molecule: messenger RNA, 3714 nt
Organism: Pristis pectinata (smalltooth sawfish)
Lineage: Eukaryota; Metazoa; Chordata; Chondrichthyes; Rhinopristiformes; Pristidae
Product: cyclin-dependent kinase inhibitor 1-like
Exons: 2
Coding region: 247-702 (151 amino acids)
Biological process (GO): signal transduction by p53 class mediator; regulation of mitotic cell cycle
Cellular component (GO): nucleus
Molecular function (GO): cyclin-dependent protein serine/threonine kinase inhibitor activity
Source: RefSeq, a predicted model, not a curated record